UUUACUUCAUUUGGCAGCCGAAACAUAAAUCGAUUUUUUUGUAGUUCUAGGAACUUUGUUCUCUUUUCAAAAUUUUUCGUUUGGUUCAUGUUCUGUAUACAGCGGUAUCUUUAAAAUGCCCUCUUUUGUGCUGCAAUAUGUGGGUUUCCUUUGGCUUUCUUUAAUUGUUUUUAGUAUUUCCACUGAUGUGACGGGAUUGGAAAAAUGUACAGAACUGCUUAACACCCAAAAGUUGGUCUACUGUUGUGGAAAGUCCUUCCUUGACAAGUUCCUAUUCGUAGGCAGCAAUUGUACGCCCUAUUGGGACGACUAUGGUCCUUGCCGCUAUGAGUGUCUUUAUAAGCAUUGGGACCUCCUCGAUCAGAAUAACAAGAUCAAGAAACCGGAGCUUUACUUGAUGAUAACCAGCUUGUAUAGUCCUUUAAAUGGUUACCAUAAAUAUGGAACCGCUUUGAAGGCUGCCCAUGAGACUUGCGAGGCAUUGGGCUCCAGACACGCCGACUUUCUGUUGCUCUACUCCAAUCGCAUGGCAAAUCGGAUGGGAAUGGCAUCAUCCCCCUGUAUGCCCUACGCGAUGCUCCAUGCCCAGUGUACUACGGUAUAUCUAACUGCCAAUUGUCCUGCAGAAAAUUGGAUGGAUGAUCAGGAGUGCAAAGGCUUACCAAAACUGUUGGCCAGUUGCACCAAAAAACUAGACGAAAAAAAGACUAACGUUAUAGCGGAAAAACAGCAGACUGAGGAAAAUGGGUGUAAGCACUGUGGUUUAGAAAGAUCCCAACUGCUCUUGGCCAGCUUUUUAACCCUGAUAUUCUCAAAGUUCUUGUCUGAUAAUUAAAAUGUCCGUCAGGACUGAGA
Molecule: messenger RNA, 855 nt
Organism: Drosophila subpulchrella
Lineage: Eukaryota; Metazoa; Arthropoda; Insecta; Diptera; Drosophilidae
Gene: Obp50b
Exons: 2
Coding region: 116-835 (239 amino acids)
Source: RefSeq, a predicted model, not a curated record